ACCUGCCGAAGUUGUUGAUGUGUUGAUUUCGAGUUGGCCUGGCCUCUCUCUCUCACUCGGACGGGCAGUCAGUAGUGCGUUAAACGGUCAUUAUUUUAACAACUAUUGGUUUGCCGCUUCAAACCGAACCGUAACCGAUUUGUCGUCAUACCGCUAGACAGUGCGACGGCCAAUUUAGCUGCCAUUUGUUUGUUGACGCUCAAAGGAGACAACGCGAUCGGUCUACUAAAUCUAGAACAGUGUCAUUCAAACAAGCAUCCGGUAGUGACAUACUCGAGGCAAGAGUAAACAAAAACCGACCAAUUAGGUCCGGCACCGUGGAAGUGUAUCAUUAGCCUACUAGACAGAGUGGAAGUGAACAAUCAAAUUAAUUUUACCAGCAGGCAUCUACUCCUACCGAUCGAAGCAACCAGUCACUGGCAACCAUGGGAAACGCAUGCUCAGACAAUUCCAAAUCUCCAAUACCCGGUGGUAGAUACCAGCCUGAGAGCGCCGCCACCGCGAAAACGCACACCACAGCAGGCCUGAUGACCAGCAGCAGUCAUGGUGCCUCGUCCCGUAACAACGGAGCGGCAGUCUGUAGUGAGCUGUCAAACGGCAAACAAGCACCAGCGAAUAGAUCAGCCGUCUGUAAAUUCAGUACCACCAGCAACAUGAGCGAAACCAGCCGCGAUCGUUUGGGCCAGUGGCCAGUGGAGUCCGACGGUGAAGUAGCCGGUGGAGUGUCCGGGUUCGCCCGGCUGCAUAAUGGGCGUUUCAAUAAGGGUUUGGCAUUUACCAUUGAGGAGCGCCAAGCGCUGGGUCUGCACGGACUGAUGCCUGCCACCGUUCGUUCCGAGGAAGAGCAGCUCAAGCACUGUCUCACCCUGCUGAACCGCUAUGAAAAUGAUCUGGAUAAGUACAUUUAUCUGGUUGGACUGCUGGAUCGCAACGAGCGAUUGUUCUACCGGGUGCUGUCUUCGGACAUCAGCGGCAUGAUGCCUCUGGUCUAUACACCGACGGUAGGAUUGGCUUGUCAGAAGUACAGCCUGAUCUUCCAGCAGCCUAAGGGUAUGUACAUCACGAUCAACGACAAGGGCCAUGUCUAUGACGUGCUGAAAAACUGGUCCGAAACUGACGUGCGCGCCAUCUGCGUCACCGAUGGUGAACGUAUUUUGGGCCUGGGAGAUUUAGGUGCCAACGGUAUGGGUAUUCCUGUCGGUAAGCUCGCCCUCUACACGGCUUUGGCAGGAAUCAAACCGCAUCAGUGCUUACCCAUCACCCUGGACGUUGGUACCAACACGCAAAGCAUUCUGGAUGACCCUCUGUACGUUGGACUCCGGCAUAAGCGCGUUACCGGCGAGGCAUACGACGAAUUCAUCGAAGAAUUCAUGCAAGCUGCAGUACGACGCUUCGGUCGCAACUGCUUGAUUCAGUUCGAAGACUUUGGAAACUCCAAUGCAUUCCGUUUCCUGGAUAAAUACCGCGAUAACUACUGUACCUUCAACGAUGACAUCCAGGGGACCGCUUCGGUUGCCGUUGCCGGGCUACUAGCUUCGCUGCGUGUCACCAAGACCAAACUGAGCGAAAACAGAGUCUUGUUCCAAGGAGCCGGUGAAGCUGCUCUUGGUAUCGCCGAGCUUUGUGUGAUGGCAAUGCGACAGGACGGAAUGAGCGAGGAAGCUGCUCGCAAGAAUAUCUGGCUUGUGGACAGCAAAGGUCUUAUCGUUAAGGACCGCCCGAAGGGUGGUAUCUCCGGUCACAAGCAUCGAUUUGCCCACGAACAUACGCCCGUCGACACGCUGACGGAAGCAGUCAAGGAUAUCAAGCCUACCGUCAUCAUUGGCGCCGCUGCCAUUGCGGGAGCCUUCACGCCGGAGAUCCUACGUACCAUGGCUGAACUGAACGAGCGCCCGAUCAUCUUUGCCCUGUCGAAUCCAACCAGCAAAGCCGAAUGUACCGCUGAACAAGCCUACGAGAACACUGAUGGCCGCUGCGUGUUCGCUUCGGGAUCUCCAUUUGCUCCAGUAACAUACAAGGGAAAAACGUACCACCCAGGCCAAGGCAACAACUCGUACAUUUUCCCAGGUGUAGCCCUUGGUGUGAUCUGCGCUGGAGCGGCCACCAUUCCGGAGGAAAUCUUCCUCAUCUCAGCACAACGUUUGGCUGAAAUCGUCAAUGACGACGAUCUUGAACGUGGUAGCCUAUACCCACCGCUGGAAACAAUUCAGGAUUGUUCCAUUAAAAUUGCCGUCCGUAUUAUGGAGCAUGCGUACCAGAAUGGCCUCGCCUGCACCAAGCCGGAACCAAGUGAUAAGGAAGCAUUCAUUCGCUCUCAGAUGUAUGACGUGUCCUAUAAGUCCGCGCUGCCAGCGGUUUACCCUUGGCCCAAGUUGUAAGCGACUUGACAGUCGUCUCAUUUUUGUACAUUUUGUUUCGUUUCUUAACAAGCCUUUCAUUUUCGUAUUUGCAUAGAGACAACGGAAGAUUUCAAGCGGGUUUAGAGUUUCGGGUGUACUUUGAAAGGAACAAUAAUUGCUUCUUUUGAACUCAAAUGCAAUUUUUUUAACUUUCAUAGACCAUUAUUUUUUAGCAAAUUUUAUCAACACAAAAUCCGCAAUUAUUUGCGUUGCUCAUCUCUUAUUCGUUGUCUGCGCUUGUAAUAUUGUCCUUGUUGAUACUAACCAAUGUGUACUUGUCGGUUCGUAUCUGUAUUCUUACAUCACUUUCUCAUAAAUAGCAAACACAUUCAAAAGAGGAAAAAAAAUAAAAACUGUAAUUUAUUCGAACCAAUGUCUUAUAAGAUAAAUGUUGAUGUAUAAAUAGUAAGCUGUAUGAUCAACAGCUAGCUGAUGUAUGGUACUACAAAUAAAUAAUCGUAAGUGGCUAUCGAGUUGGUAA
Ochlerotatus camptorhynchus is the source of this 2880-nucleotide messenger RNA. Its product is annotated as NADP-dependent malic enzyme-like. The record is from RefSeq and is a predicted model, not a curated record. The transcript is spliced from 5 exons. NCBI's taxonomy places the organism in Eukaryota, Metazoa, Arthropoda, Insecta, Diptera, Culicidae. Gene Ontology annotation, molecular function: NAD binding; malate dehydrogenase (decarboxylating) (NADP+) activity. Gene Ontology annotation, cellular component: mitochondrion. Gene Ontology annotation, biological process: malate metabolic process; pyruvate metabolic process. The coding region runs from base 426 to 2378 and encodes 650 amino acids.